Messenger RNA from Gossypium raimondii (Peruvian cotton), 1083 nucleotides. RefSeq lists its product as uncharacterized. The transcript is spliced from 6 exons. Bases 110 to 919 code for a protein of 269 amino acids. The record is from RefSeq and is a predicted model, not a curated record. NCBI's taxonomy places the organism in Eukaryota, Viridiplantae, Streptophyta, Magnoliopsida, Malvales, Malvaceae.
GUCAUCGUCAACAUUUUUCAUUUGUCCCAAAUCCAAACAUCAAAAUUCUUGGAACAAAAAAGAUCCCAAAAUCGAAGUUCAGUUUUAUAGGGUUUCUCUUUAAAAAACAAUGGUUGGCCAUGAAGCUGUGGAGGUUGCCAAGACGGUUCUCGAAGUCGCCGACGUCGCUUGGACCGCCAUGGAAUGUUGCCACCACCUCCACCACCGUCACAACCCCGAUGAUGAUUCUCCUGAAAAUCAUGACGCUUUCAAGCUCGAAAAAGAAUUGGAAAGCCUAAAAUCCGAAAAUCAACGUCUCAGGAAUCUUCUGGAACAGAACCUCAAACUCCUCAACAAUCUCUCUGAAUCUCCUGCUUAUUUAAACGAUUGUCCUCCUGACCUCUAUGCUCGGUUGGUAUCUACCGUGGAAUCUAAAGACUUUUUGCUCCGACUCAAAUCUCUUAACGGAUCCAAUACUAAAAUCGAGUUUCCAUUCAAGGAAGCUACAGGGGAUGAUAAGCAUUCUGCUGAAAUUCUGAUUAAUGUUAACCAAAAUGAACCAAGUUGGUGGGUAUGGGUAACUGAUGAAAUGGUUCCGAGCAAUGUUGAAGAGUGUAGUGGAAUCGAUGAUGAGACUUAUACUGUUAUUAAUGAGGAGCAUGUUGUGGAUGCGGUUGCUAACUUUAUGGCCAAAUGCAUUUUGUCCAAUCCUAAAGCUCAGGCUUUGACACCAGAAGAACUGCAGAAAACUCUGCUUAAAUCAUUGGGAGGCGUCAGCAAAUUGGAGAAAGUUUUGGGCAUUUGGCAUGCUGGAAAGUUGUUCUAUGCGUUGUCAACCUGGGGACUUGCACUGGUUGGGUUAUAUAGAGCCCGUAGUGUGGUAAAAGUUGCUGCAAUGGGCAUCCACACGACCAGCAAAGUUGUAAUGAGGGCUCUAUGAAUUUAUUGCUCCAAUAUCAGAUAAAAAGAAAAGGUCUGUUUGAACUGUAUUAUUCUUUCAAUUCUCGGUUGGUUUGUUUAAAAUCCUUCUUGUUGCUGUAAAAUGUACAUGUUGUAAAUAUAUUUGAAAUACUCUUUUAAUGAAUCAAUUGUAUUGCUUCAGAA